GCCCAUGGCUCCUCCGUGCUCCUGGCGGUCGUGAUGGACUGGGAAGAAUUAUCGCCGAGGCACAAGCUGAAGGCGGCUAUGGAAGAAGGAGAGACGAUGGUCAUACGGCCAUGUUUUGUGUCUUUGUCCCGGACACAGGAACCGCCGAGGUUGCAUGAUACGUCAUGCUCUUCAGAUGAGUUGUUAAAAGCAGUUGUCAACAAGGCAAGAAAAACGUUGCCUAUUGGCAACAGAAAACAACUUUCCAUUCUUAAGAAUGCCUUAGUUAACCACAUAGCUUCCACCAAGGAAAACAUAGCAAACUAUAAUUGUAAUGGAGAUGUGAACAAUGAUCUUAAUCAUGUUAAUGAAAGUUUGGAAGAUUUCUCUGAAGUCUCUCCAAAAAGGGCUAGCUCUAUAAAUAUGGAUGCUGAAGACCACCAGGCAAUAGAUAAUGUUUGUUCUGAGGAUAGGUCAGACUUGGUACAUUUGGAGCCAAAUAGUUUAAACAUACAAAUAUUAACAGUAUUGUCAAAAGUGGACCCGAAAGAAAUGGUCACUGAAAAUGAUUCCAAAGUCAUGGUGAAUGGAAACAUGAGUGAAGAUUCACACACUGAGGAUUUUAAGACCGACCAUGUAUAUUGCAUGCAUAAUGAGGAAAACGUUUCUCAGCCUAAUUGUGCUGAGGAAGGAUCCAGUGAAAACAGUGGUCAGUUAAAACAUAUUGCCACUGAACAUGAUUAUCAGGAUUUUGAAUCCGAAAGCCAUACUAUGGAACCUCAGGACAUGGAUAAUCAAGAUGUAGUUCAAAAUAACAACUCUGAAUCAUUGGAUAGUCAAGUUGAAACUCAUGCAACUCCAGAAAAUCCAAAUACAUUUACAGAGAAUGAUAUGCCAUCAAUUGACAAAGUAGGUUGUGCAAAAUUGAGCAAAUCUUCACAGCUAGAUGAGCCAGAUGAAGACCCAAACCUGAACGAAAUGGAAACCGUUUGUCAAAAAAACUCUGAACUUAUUGAAGCUGAAAAUGUUGAAGAAGAAAAUCAGGAAAUAGCAGAAGGUGGCUCUAAUACUGACCAUGAUCAGUUGGACACUGGUUCAAAUGCAAUAUUGGACAAAACUAGUGAAGAAUUGAGGAAUCCGUGUAUACAAGAUGGCAAUGAUGAGUGUGGUGUUAACCCUAUGGAAGAAACACAAAAUGAGGAAACGGAUAAUUGUUCCAAAAGUAAUGGUGAAACCAUUGAAGAAGACAGAAUACCCAACUUAACGCAGGAAUACAGUGGUAAGAUUUCUCGGAAAAGAACAGCUCUGGAAGAUGAUACCGAGAUGGAGCACAUGCCAAAACGAAGCAAAGCAACCACUGAUGUAACCACGAGUGAUAACGAGGCUGCCUACAACCAGCAAGAAUCUCCACGUCUCAAUGGAAUCAUUAAUAAGACUGUUGAAGCUGCGUUCCAAAGGCAAUUUGGUGACAUCGACGGAGCCAUGCUGAUGAAGCAGGUCCGAUGGAUAAAAUCGGAGGUCCGAAAAAGGGAUAAGGAUUACGAAAAAUAUGAGAACCUGGGAAGCAAAUUGCAGUCCCAGCUGUUGUGCCUCGAGAAAAUGUUGUCCUUGGCUAUGCAAGUUGUGGGAAAACAUCUUGAAACACCAAAAAAUCAAGAGGUAUCAAGUGAAGCGCUUGUUGCUACCCAGCCCCAGAUUUCGAUGACUACUACUGCCGCCACCACCACAUUUGCAUCACCAUCUCCUCCCAGCUCCAAUCCUAACAGCCAGCAACUCAAAAACAAGGGGUUUACUGUUAGAGAAAUGAUUAACAAUCUACGGGCUGUGGCCAACAGAAUGCAGAGCAAACCUGGAAUGCCAAGAAGUAGUCCUGUUUCAUCUGUUGGAAGCAACCUUAAUGGUGCUCCGCCUGGGCUUGCCUCUGGCACAGCGGCAAUAGGGGGCUCGCCCCAGAGGGCACGGCUGGCAGUGCCGUUUCCCGCCCAGACGGUCGCCGGCUUGUUGUACAGGGAAGAGAGAGCCCGCGCAGCCACGUCGUCUGCCAUCCAGAUGUCUUCGAGCGCCAUAUCGGGGGAUGAGAGGGGCCGGGCGAUCCCACCAUCCGAUGUCCCGCCGGCUCUGGGCGGCGUGCCUGGCGGGGAGGAGAGGGUGCGACUGGUUGCGCGACCACACUUCACGGCGCCCCGCCAGGCAACGGCCGCCCUGUCUUCUGUGGGACAGAUGCCCCCGGCGCUGCCGUCCGUUUCCGUGGCUCCUCCACCAUCGAGCGUCGCACGGACUCCUCCGGUCGGGGCCGCGAGCCAAAACCACGGCUCUUCCAAUUCUCACUCGACACAGUCCCUCGCCCUUCCAUCUGCGCUCUCCCGUGUGCCGUCGUCAAACGCCAGCACCACGUGUUCGCCCGGCACGCAGCUGCCACACGCCGGGGCAGGUCGUCCCUCGGUGGCCAUGCAGUCGCCUGUUGCGAACCGGAACCCGGCCUCGAGGUUCUCGGGCACGGGAACCACGGGGGUUUCGCCAAAUGCACAAGUCAGAACGUCGUCGGUUCCAUCGCAUACCGCUCCAAGAGCAGCUGUGCCGGUGGGGACCGGUAGUAGCAGCGCAAGCAGACUGCCCGGGCAUUCGGUAUCCGGCCAGGGGCUUUCUUCCCAGAAUGUGCUGAGUCAACAACAGCAGCAGCAGCAAGCUUCGUCGAGAAGUCCUCCAAGCAGCGGCACAGCUGGGACCUCCAGCCAGGCCUUACGGAGAAACUCUGCGACGUCAGACGCUGUCAUUGAUCUCACAGAAGAGGACGAUGAUAUUCUAAUAACUGGCAUGGAACGAGGCAUGAGGACGGUUAACAGAAGCCAACCUGGUUUAUCCAGUACGGCGAGCCAACAGCGCCACCUGCCGGGAGGACCCUCUAGUGGCUCAGCCCAGCCCAAAAAUAUGGCACCACCAUCUUCAAGGAACACCCAGGUCCAGCAACAGCAGCAGAUGCAGCAACAGCAGCAGAUGCAGCAACAGCAGCAGCAACAGCUGCAGCAACAUGCUUCACCACAGCAGCUCAGAGGCACGCAAGGUCAACAGAACCAAGGAAGGGUGGGGCAAGGUCAACAAAUUGUACCUACUCAGCAACAACAACAAAUUCGAACUUCACAAGUACAGUCACAGCAGCACCGUCAACACCAGCCACCGCAACAUCAGCAGCAGUUGUCACAGCUCCAGCAAGCUCAGCAGCAGCAGCAUCAUCAGCAGCAGCAGCAUCCUUCGCAGCAUCAAUCGCAGCAUCAAUCCCAGCACGCGCCGGCGCGCAUCUCUCCAGCCACGCAACACGGCAUGGCCCUGUCGCGGGCCCCCUUGAGCCAGGCGAACCACGACAGGGUGCUGGUGGCGCAGGUGCACUCGCAGCCGGCAGCGGCUCACCAGCAGCAGCAGCACGGCGCCGGAAAGGCGCCCCUAGGAGCUGUUUCUCACACCUCCAUCUGUGUGCCAGUGUCCAUGAGUCAGCAGGUUGUUGACGGCAACAUAGUAGUGCACGGCCGACAGCCCCUGCCUCAUCGCCAACAGCAACAGCAGCAGCAACAGCAGCAGCAUCUGCGACCACCCCCACCACUGCAGAGGGUUGUCAACAGCCACGUGGAUACCUACGGGUCAAUGGGUCCUCCACCACCGUACCACCACCAGCAAGGGGGCAAUGGGCACAUGUCUCUUGGGCCAGCGGGGACACACAUGGGGCCUAUGUCUGGCCAGAUGAUUCAUCAGGGGCCACCCCCCACGCAGCAGCAGCAGCAGCUCAUCCACAUCCCUAUGCAGCAGAUUCCUCCAAAUGUCGCUCUUGCAGCUGUGAACUUUUCCAAUCAAAUGGGCAUGAGCUCCGUGCCCGUUUACUCCUCGGUGGGGGCGAUGCCAGUCAACGGCCAGCCUCAUUACACACAGCAGCAGCGGCUGGUGGUGCCUUCAGGUCUUUCAACGCAGAUGGUCAACGGAUUGAACGGACGAGUGGCUCAGAAUAUGGUGCGAGUGUCUGCCCCUCCGUCUACCCACACUCAGUCUCCGUAUCAAAACAGCUACAUAACGGCCCCGGUGCGUCAGAGCUACCCAGCGCCGUUGCCUGGGACCCCCCCUCCUCCUCCAGGCCUGCCCACUGAGGCCGCUGCCAAACUGCCUCCCCAGAGGCCCGUGUUGAAGCUGGGCCGUUCCGACAACCAGAACGCCAUCGUGCUGCAGUGGAACGUGGCGGAGGAGAACCCCAAGUGUGCGCCCGUCGAGAGCUACCACCUGUUUGCCUACCACGAGGACCCCAACAGCCCCAUGCCCUCUCAGUGGAAGAAAAUUGGGGAGGUGAAGGCCCUGCCGCUUCCCAUGGCGUGCACCCUCACGCAGUUCGUUUGCCGCAGCAAGUACUACUUCGCCGUCAGGGCCAAGGACGUCUAUGGCAGAUACGGACCGUUCUGUGAACCACAGUGCACUGACUUCAAGACCCCUUGAUCGUUUUCUGGAGGGUGUUGUGUGUUGGCACCUUGUGGCCCAAAGUGUUGCGCUCAGCUGAACUUGUAAAGUGUUAUUUUUACAUCCAAGUAACCGACUUGAAGUUGAUACCCCUGAAGCUAUUCUUCGUGUUCUGGGAAAAUAAAGCCCUCCAUCUCAAAAUAACUUAUGUACAUUUGUUUCACGAAAUAUGCUAUUUUGAAACUGCCAGUUUGUAAUGCGACUAUUUUGUACCCCGAGUUGAAAAAAAAACAUUAGAACGAGCAGUAACACUGCUUAACCUUCUUUAUUUGCAUAGCAAAUCGCUGAUAGGUGUCUGCUGUGAAUCGAUAAGUGUAGCAUACUAGUGUUUGUAUAUUUUAUUUUCUAAGUAAUUUACAUUCAUCUGUACUUGUUUUUAUAUAUGACAUGACACUGCAUUUUUAUGACUAAGGCCAUUAUUUAAUCUGUUUUAAAUUAAAACAAAAAGCAGUAGCUUAUGUAGACUUUACGGUAAUAAAUGUUUUAUUUUGAAAACGGUAUGUUCAAUUCUGUUUGUUCCACUUUGUGAACAUUUAAGGUGAUGAUGUGGACAUUUCUGUUAUCGAGGUUGCUCUCAAUGAAGUGGUAUGGAGUGCUGAUGUGUUCAACCAGGAGGUCUUGCGUUUUUUUGUAUUUUCACAGCAACACUUCUUAUCUUUAUUUGCUGUUAGAAUUUCACUACUUGAGUACCCGUUUUCAAAGAGUUAAUUUCAUUCCACAAAGGUCAAAAGGUGUUGAGAUAACGUGUGAAGGAGGAGCUUGUUAACUCGAUACAGUAGCACUAGCAUCGGCCACAAGUGCCACCCAAGCAGCUGUAUUUUGUUGGCGUCGGCGACGACUCGAAUGCGGGGAACCCCCGUGAGAUAUGGUGAGCGGAGGCCAUCAUUUUGAGGUCAUUGUAAAAUGAGAUUUUUUUAAUAUAGGGAUAGACAUUACAACAAUCGAACACAAAAAGAUGUUACAUACAUGCCGAAGGUAGGUUAAGUUUGAUAACGUAAGCAUAAGUGAAUUUCAGGUAAACCAUCACCGUAACAGUAAUGUAACACUUGAAAGUAUAUUUUAGUAACCCCAUUUCUUCUGUGUAGAGUGGAAGUAGGAAAUGUGGAAAUGGCACACUUUGUUACGUGUGUGCGAGCUGCAAAAGAGAAGCCGUUAAUUUUCUUAGUUCCCAAAGUCUUGAGCAAUUGGUGCCAAACCUCACCCAGUCAGUGUCUGCACUCAAAUCUUAUGUUGCUUAAAACUGGUGUGUAAACUUAUACUGUGUAUUAUACAACAUAGCAAACUAUUAUUUUAGUGGUAAUACUUGAAGGUGAAGCUUUCUUAGCAACGUUUGUGUGGUAAUUGUUCUCGGUGACAUAGGGUUAACAACUAAGGACUGUACUUGCAGUGUCUUCCGCUUCUUACGUUUGCCAUUAACAUGCAGCGUGACCAAAAACGAGCACGCGAAAUGGUCCAAAUUUAGUUGGUUCCAUGUACCAUUUGGCUCCGAAGCGCCCUCUUAAGUCAUGCCUGGGGGUGGUGGUGUCACUUCUGCUGUCGAAACGACUGAAAUUUGCCCGCUGCCAUUUGUAGCCACGGCCAGUGCCCAUGGACUUUGGCCGUAUUAACACAACACAGCCUGGUGCAUUUUGUGUAAAUCCGCGUCUACAUUGCAGCUCUCACCCGUUUAUAUGACUGGCAGUGUGCGGACCCCCCUGGAUGCGGCUUCGACUUGUGUGUUGCAGGUGGAGAACUUGUGGCUUCGGUGACGGAAUGCAGUGCUUGUGUUCUUGAGCGGCAGUCGUGUGCCCGAACCGAUUGUAACACGUUCGCAUUACCGGCCAUUGUGUGUGGUAUUUUGUAACAUUCAUUUUAAUUGAGGCUUUUUUUUGGACAGAAUUUGACGAUAUCUAUCCACGAUAUUCCCACUGGUUGUAAUAAGCAGGCGGGGGGGCCUGGGUUUGGCUUGAGUUGAAACAUCAGCUUAAACGUUUGAUCCUCCCUUGUUUUUGGAACUAAUCACCACCCACAUCGUUUUAGUAAUCUUAAAACGACAGUGCUUUACAUAUUGCUGUAUUUGUAUUCACAGAUAGGAUAUAAUAAUGUGUUUUAGUACUUUUUAACAAUUGUCUUCGUUCAUAAAGUUAUUUUUGGUUAAAAAUUUACCUCAAGAUUUUUAGCAUUUUUUAAAAUCGGGUCGCGACUCGUGAGUAGGGGUCACACAUGAGCAGAUGCCCGUGCAGUAAAAAUGCUUUCCUAGUGGUACACCAUGGAGUGAAGUGUUUGAAGGUACAUGUUCAGUAUGAUGGUGUAGAGGACUGGUGCUUAAUAGUACAGUUUCCCCAUGAAGAGUUCCUGCAUUGAGCAGCAGAGGUUUGAAGUUGCAUGGUAAAUGUACUGCCUCCACCACUCGAUGUAGAAACGUGUGUAAAAGAAACGUGUAUGUGCACCUUUCCUGUUAAUGUUUUUUUAAAGUGGAUAUAAACAAUUUUAAGAAUA
This is a messenger RNA of Lethenteron reissneri (Far Eastern brook lamprey), 6948 nucleotides long. RefSeq names its product activating transcription factor 7-interacting protein 1-like. Gene Ontology annotation, biological process: regulation of DNA-templated transcription. The record is from RefSeq and is a predicted model, not a curated record. Lineage: Eukaryota; Metazoa; Chordata; Hyperoartia; Petromyzontiformes; Petromyzontidae. Gene Ontology annotation, cellular component: nucleus; transcription regulator complex. Gene Ontology annotation, molecular function: protein binding; transcription coregulator activity.